GCGUUCGAAUCUCGUGAGCAUCGGUCGAAAAUAGUCGAGACAUGUCAACAUUGGUGAAAAUCAUUGGAUAAACUUUAUCUUUCGAAAUAUUCCGCAAUAUUCUUCCUUCUCGACUUCUCGAUUAACAAAGUUAACUAAUAAACAUAAAUGUUUAAAAAGCAAACGGAAAGUCUUCGACAAAUCGAAAAAAUCCUUUCGUGAAUAGUUUUUUAGUGAAUAACUAAGUGUGAUAAAUUUUAGUGAUCUUUGAAAUUUUCAUGUUUUAUAAUUUAAUAAAAUCAAUUAAUGGAGAUCAAGAGAAGAAAACCACAAUUCAAUAACUCAAUGACAUCGAUAAUAUCGAUGACAGAUACACAAAUACAUAUCUGAUCUAUAUCAUUAAGUGUUCAAAGUGUAAAAUUUACUUAAUCAUCGUCAAAGGAUACAAAGAUUCCUCUUCUUCUUUCAAAAUGUUGGAUCAAGCCAUUAAAUUAUAAUAGUGAAUAUACACAAAAAUGAUAAUUUGAAAUUUAUUAAAGUUAAUUCGCUAGUCAAUCAGUUUAUAAACUAUAUAAAUUAUUAUUAUUUAAUUCAUCAGAAGGAAUCAUUCGAAAGAAUUAUUUUAAGAAACGAGUUUAUGAAGGAACCAAUGAUCGAUAUCACGAUGGAGAUAAGUAAAAAUCACAAGGAACAAUUGAUAUCUAACGAUUAUAUUUUGGAUAAUUAUACAAGUCCAAUAGUCGAAUUUCUUCAACAAGAAGAUUCAUCCAUCAGAAGAGAUCCAUUGUAUAUCGUUCUGCCAAUCACUGUGAUUUAUGCAGUGAUCUUUGUCACCGGUUUAGUCGGUAACGUUUCCACAUGUGUAGUGAUCGCGCGUAACAAAUCGAUGCACACAGCAACCAACUAUUAUCUGUUCAGCCUGGCCGUGUCUGAUUUACUGCUGCUGAUAUCUGGUCUGCCGCCGGAGAUAUACUACAUCUGGUCACAUUUCCCGUAUGUGUUUGGCGAAGCAUUUUGCAUUAUUCAAAGCUUCGCUGCUGAGACGUCCGCUAAUGCCACCGUCCUCACUAUUACCGCUUUCACUGUCGAGAGAUAUAUCGCGAUCUGUCAUCCUUUUAUCUCGCACACUAUGUCAAAGUUGUCUCGUGCAGUGAAGUUCGUUAUAGUGAUUUGGCUAUUGGCACUAUGCCUGGCCGUGCCACAAGCGAUUCAAUUCGGAGUCGUUUAUGAAAAUAAAAAUGGAUCGGUAAUUCUGGAUACAGCUCGAUGCUCGAUGAAAUGGACACUGAUCGAGCAUGCAUUCGAGAUAUCCACUAUGUUAUUUUUCGUCUUACCUAUGACAAUUAUCAUCGUUCUUUAUAUAUUGAUCGCGAUUAAACUGAGACGAUCGAGAAUGUUGACAGCUACUGUGAACAGGAAUCAUUUAUCGGGUGGUACGAAUCACUGGGAUAGCGGAAGAAGAAAAAGCGCUGCGCAAAGAAAUGUCAUUCGAAUGUUAGUUGCAGUGGUGGUGGCGUUUUUUAUCUGUUGGGCACCAUUCCACGCCCAAAGACUAUUAGCUGUCUACGCGCAGAACAGUAAGGAUAAACCGGAAGAUGUGUUAAUAAUAAUUUAUACUAUUCUCACGUAUAUGUCAGGAGUGUUUUAUUACCUUUCCACAACAGUGAAUCCACUGCUAUAUAACAUCAUGUCCAACAAAUUUAGAGAGGCUUUCAAGUUGAUGCUGCCGAAUUGCUGUGGAAAAUGGUCGUCUCAAAAGUCAGAGCCACGACGGUCCAUCUACAGUAGCCUAUUACGUUACCCGAGAUCCAUAUUUAGACAAACAGAUGAUCAUCAGAAUUCACCGUCAAUAUUCAUCAGUGAUGAUAAUCAAAAGUUGACAGGCAUCGUGCAAAUAUCAAAUAUGACUGAAUAUAACGGAUUAACCGAACCGAAGAAGGACAAUAAGCGAAAAUUGUCUGAUUCGACGAUGAACAAAAUCAAUAAUCAUGAAUACAAAAGAAGCGUAUCGAGAGAAUCAAAUUCCAAUCAAUUUAUUUUGAUGACGACUGUUAAUGAGGGUAACAAUAAUAUGGCUGCCACUUACAUGAACGAGUGUCUAUUAAACAUUCAAAAAUCUCCAAGGACUCUUACGCUUGGAAUAUUUGCCGAAAAAUUGAGAUUGGAAACGAAAGAAUUAUUUUCAUCUCAGCAGAAGACCAAGAAUAAUCUGAUGAAAUUGGAGACAACGCCAGUCUUGCCAUCUAGAUUUCAAAGUCAUCCAAGUAUCGACAGUGCAAAUACUAUCAGCAAUUCCAGUUUACAAGAUUAUGAUGAAACAGAAUUCAAUGGCAUGGAAUUGGCGCGAUAUAUGGGUGAAUUAAACUGUGAUUUAAUCGCUUAAUUCGCUUCAAAAUGAAACGUUCCUCCAUCGAAUAAAUAUUUAAUAUAAGUAUUUAAUAUAAUUAAAAAUUGUUGUACUAAAUAUCUCGAAAAAACUAAGAAUUUACAAAGUUAAGAACCUCAGAUAUAAGAAUUUAUAUAUUCAAAAAAAUAAAUAAAAAUAUAAAAAAAAAAAAUAA
This is a messenger RNA of Apis mellifera (honey bee), 2540 nucleotides long. RefSeq names its product pyrokinin-like receptor 2. Gene Ontology annotation, cellular component: plasma membrane. The transcript is spliced from 6 exons. Bases 617 to 2362 code for a protein of 581 amino acids. Gene Ontology annotation, biological process: neuropeptide signaling pathway. NCBI's taxonomy places the organism in Eukaryota, Metazoa, Arthropoda, Insecta, Hymenoptera, Apidae. The record is from RefSeq and is a predicted model, not a curated record. Gene Ontology annotation, molecular function: neuromedin U receptor activity.